Messenger RNA from Psammomys obesus (fat sand rat), 4739 nucleotides. RefSeq names its product ring finger protein 216 (gene Rnf216). The coding region runs from base 218 to 2947 and encodes 909 amino acids. The record is from RefSeq and is a predicted model, not a curated record. NCBI's taxonomy places the organism in Eukaryota, Metazoa, Chordata, Mammalia, Rodentia, Muridae. The transcript is spliced from 17 exons. Gene Ontology annotation, molecular function: zinc ion binding.
AGGAACGCAGUGGCAGCCUCGGCGGCGGCGGCGGCGGCGGCGGCCGCAGUAACGGCGAGGAGGCUUAUCAAACGGCUGCCUCAGGGGACUGGAGACAGAACUCCCGGCGCCGACUCGCGCUCGCGGAGCUGGGCCUGUGGCGUGACGAACCCUGUAGAACAGAUAAGCACCAUGUUUGGGUACUAACAAUCACAUAUGUGUAUGUCUGAAAUUGAAAAUGGCAGAGGGAAACAACAAAGAGGAGGUGAUUCACUUGAACAGCUUUCAUUGCCACCGGGGACAGGAAUGGAUAGGUGUCAGAGAUGGACCCAUCACCAUAUCUGACUCCUCUGAUGAGGAAGGGAUUCCAAUGCUGGUUACCCCAGCUACUGAGCAACAUGAAGACGACCUGGAUGAUGAUGUCAUCCUGACAGAAACACAUAAACCUCAGACAUCCCGACCCAAUCUCAUCAAACCAGCUGCCCAAUGGCAAGAUCUGAACAGAUUGGGAGAAGAAAGGCCUAGAAAAUCUAGAGCACACUUUGAAGCAGAUAUCCACAACUAUUUUUCCUUUUGUAACAACUCAUUGUUUGGUUCUGGGGCGCAGGAUGAUUCUGAGGAUGACUAUGGUGAAUUUGUGGAUCUUGGGAGUGGCAAAAAAGAAGAAGCCGCCAAACCUGGGCCAAGCAAUAAGCAGACAACAAACAACGUUGUUAACCCCAGAUUGGAACAGAAAGUCAUUAUAUUGGGAGAAAAUGACCUUCUUUUCCCAGAAAGUGAGCCUUUGGAAGUUCAGAACCAAUCAUCUGAAGACUCAGAAACAGAUCUCUUAUCAAAUCCUGGAGAGCCAGCUGCCUCAGAUGACCAGGUGAUAGAAGAGGAGUGCUGGCUUGACCAUCCCUACUUCCAGGCUCUGAAUUCACAGCCUCAGGAGAGAACAAACCAGGUUGUGCCUCAAGAGCGACAUUCUGAAUCAGAAAUGGGCCCAAUGUUCUUCCGCCAUGAUUUCCCAGAGCCAGCUUUUCCAAGGCCGGAACCCCAGCAGGAGGGUAUUCCAGGCCCUGCUUCUCCACAGCCAGCCCAUCCUCUAGGAGAACUUGAAGAUCAGCAGUUGGCAAUUGAUGAAGACCCUGGGCCAUCCUUCCCCCUGCCAGCCUCUCAGGAGGCCAACCUGGAAAACAUGUGGGGACAAGAGGCUGCUGGAGUGGAUAAGGAACUCAUUGCACUAUUAGUGAAAGAAACAGAAGCAAGAUUUCCAGAUGUAGCAAAUGGAUACGUUGAAGAGAUAAUUCAUUUGAAGAAUUACUAUGACUUGAAUGUACUUUGUAAUUUUCUUCUGGAAAACCCAGAUUAUCCAAAGAGAGAAGACCGAAUGAUUAUCCACCCCAGCAGCAGCCUGCUUGCCAGCCAAGAUGACAUAAAGUUGCCUAAAAUAGAUUUUUUUGACUAUUCCAAACUGACUCCACUUGACCAGCGCUGCUUCAUCCAAGCUGCUGACCUCUUGAUGGCUGAUUUCAAGAUGCUCAGCAGCCAGGACAUCAAGUGGGCCCUACAUGAGCUCAAAGGACACUAUGCAAUCACCCGAAAGGCCUUUUCUGAUGCCAUUAAAAAAUGGCAGGAGCUAUCACCUGAAGCCAGUGGAAAGCGGAAAAAGAGGAAAGAAAUGAAUCAAUAUUCUUUCAUAGAUUUCAAAUUUGAACAAGGUAACAUAAAAAUAGAAAAGAGGAUGUUCUUUCUGGAAAAUAAGCGUCGACAUUGUAGGUCCUAUGACCAGCAGGCCCUCCUUCCAGCUGUGCAGCAAGAGCAGGAAUUCUAUGAGCAGAAAGUCAAAGAGAUGGCAGAGCAUGAAGACUUUUUGCUUGCCCUGCAGAUGAAUGAAGAGCAGUAUCAAAAGGACGGCCAGCUGAUUGAAUGCCGCUGCUGCUAUGGGGAGUUUCCCUUUGAGGAGCUAACACAGUGUGCUGAUGCUCACUUGUUCUGCAAAGAGUGUCUCAUCAGAUAUGCCCAAGAGGCAGUGUUUGGGUCUGGAAAGUCAGAACUCAGCUGCAUGGAAGGCAGCUGCACAUGUUCCUUCCCAACCAGUGAACUGGAGAAGGUGCUCCCCCAAACCAUUCUGUACAAAUACUAUGAACGGAAAGCUGAGGAAGAAGUUGCUGCAGCUUAUGCUGAUGAGCUUGUCCGGUGCCCUUCCUGUAGUUUCCCUGCUCUAUUGGACAGUGAUGUGAAAAGGUUCAGUUGCCCUAAUCCUCGCUGCCGAAAGGAGACCUGUAGGAAGUGUCAGGGGCUCUGGAAAGAACAUAAUGGCCUCACCUGUGAAGAGCUGGCUGAAAAGGAUGACAUCAAGUACCGGACGUCUAUUGAAGAAAAAAUGACUGCUGCUCGCAUUAGAAAAUGCCACAAGUGUGGGGCUGGCCUCAUCAAGUCCGAAGGCUGCAACCGCAUGUCUUGCCGAUGUGGCGCCCAGAUGUGCUACCUCUGUCGAGUUCCUAUCAAUGGCUAUGACCAUUUCUGCCAGCAUCCUCGCUCUCCAGGAGCCCCUUGCCAGGAAUGUUCCAGGUGCUCCCUCUGGACCGACCCUACUGAAGAUGAUGAAAAGCUGAUUGAGGAAAUCCAAAAGGAAGCUGAAGAGGAACAAAAAAGGAAGAAUGGAGAGAACACCUUCAAACGUAUUGGUCCCCCACUGGAGAAACCACCUGAGAAAGUGCAGCGUGUGGAAGCCCUGCCUCGGCCUGUCCCACAGAACCUGCACCCACAGAUGCCGCCCUAUGCCUUUGUGCACCCGCCCUUCCCCCUGCCACCUGUGCGGCCGGUGUUCAACAACUUCCCCAUCAACAUGGGUCCUGUGCCUGCGCCCUAUGUGCCCCCUCUACCCAAUGUGCGUGUCAACUAUGACUUUGGCCACGUGCACGUGCCCCUGGAGCACAACCUGCCCAUGCACUUUGGCCCCCAGCCACGACAUCGCUUCUGAUACCCAAAGCCCUUUCAGACCGCACUAGGUCUGCAGGAGGACUCAGUCUCACCCUCUGAGUAGAGGUGGAGUCCUGGCUUCCCUCUUAAGGAUGGGCUCAUUUCCUCCUGCUCUGUCCUGUGCAAGGGCCACUGCUCCUUCAGCUCUGACACCUUUUGGGUACUGGCUGUCACUAGGCAAUUUUGGGGCAGCUCCCUGCUUUUGCAGUCUUAGCAGCUGGUACAGUGGCCCUGAGCCUUCCUCCCCAGCACACAACUGAAGUGGGGAAGUGGCCUGCCAUCCCCAGACCAGGGUUCUCCCCUUGUUGCCCAAGGCCCACUCCGGCUCACGGACAGCCAAGAGUCCUCUGUGGCGCAAGUUCGUUCUGUUGUUAUCUAAAGAGUUUGCUCCUAUUUGUGUAGUUUGAGCUGAACUUUUUUGUGGGCUGUUCAAGUUUGUUUCUGUCUUCGGAAAGUCAGGUUGAAAGUAUUGCCCCCGGGCUGCUAAAUGCCGAGAGCCGAUAGUCCCCACACUUGACAUCAGCGAGAGGGUCCCCCCUCCUGGGGAGACCUCACUUGCCAGCAGCCUGGCAUGAGCAGCAUCUCCGCUAAAGUGUUCGGGGUUUCCCUGGGGUCCACAUCCCUCGUGGAGCUGCUGCAGCUGUCCCAGCAGGCCUGCUGCCCGCUCACCUGUUCCUCGUGAGUUAGCAGUGGAGGCAGGCAGAGAGGCCCUCGCUCCAGGGUGAGGAUAGCUGGCCUCCCUAAAGUUGGAUGAGAAUCUAGGCCUGCAUAGAGGCCCUGCCACGUCCCCACUGCCUGUGUCCUCUCCUGCCCAGACCAAGUCUCUGUACAUUCUUCCAGCCUGCUUACUGAGCAGGGCUGGCAGUAGAUGACUCUUUCUCAGUUGAAUUGGCUGUCCUUGUCCUCCUGUUGCUGUGGGGUAUCCAGACCUGGAAGUGGGAAGAUGUCCCUGGGAAAGGGAAAGACUCUCUGAGGUGCCCAUGGUCACUUGAGUGUGGGUGGGGCGCACACAGCAGUGAUUCAGGAGCCCUGCCAUGGGUUACCUGAGCUGUGCUACUAGUCUGAAUGACAGUGCCUUGGAAAGAUGGGCCACGUGCUGCAUGACAGGAUCCUCCAAGUACCUUAACUACUAGUGUAUUCAUGUUCUCUGCACUUCUCCAGGGCCCCCCCUCCCCCCAGCUAGGUGGUUAAUCCAAGCACAGCCCCUCCAAGGCCUCAUGAGCCGUUGGACUGGGUACCCAGUUCUAGUUCUACCCAGUGCCCCCAUCACAUUGCUCCACCGAGAGUCCAGGUGAAAAGCCUGGCAGUUUCUGGGGUAACUGGAGGAACAGGCCAGGCAGGUGCCACCCAGACCUUGACACUAGGAGAGGUGAGACCAGGGUCGUGUCCUCCGAAGUGCAGUCAGUCUGUGGCCACACACGGCCGUGGCGGGGGUUGGGGGGCUGCUGCUGCCUAUCCCCAUCAAGGCAUCAGUCCCAAGUGACCCCAAGGCAGCUGGCACCUUAUCCUCUGGGACCCAGGCUGCUUCCUGGUUUGAGAAACUGCCUAGCCACUCCCAGUGUACUUGCCUUAAAACUGGAGAGAAUCUAGUAUUUGCACUUAGCAAAAGAUUUCAGAGUUAAGAGAAAAGUGCAUGAUCUCACUUUGUACAAAAAAAAAUGAAGUAGAUGGUUAAAUGUUUUUCUUUACCUUUUGGUAGUAAAUAGAGAAACCAAGUCUGUUUAAACUACUGUGUAAAAAGACUGUAUCAUAUGUAACUUGAAUUUCCUGUAAAUACAUGUUUGUGAACACUC